Molecule: messenger RNA, 636 nt
Organism: Telopea speciosissima
Lineage: Eukaryota; Viridiplantae; Streptophyta; Magnoliopsida; Proteales; Proteaceae
Product: early light-induced protein 1, chloroplastic
Exons: 2
Coding region: 33-629 (198 amino acids)
Source: RefSeq, a predicted model, not a curated record
UUACACGCUAAAGCACUUCAAACCCAGAUCAAAUGGCGACCUCCGCAUCAGCAAUACAAUCCAUCUUCUUGGCUAACCGUAGCCCUGUGACUCAACUGGGUCACAAAACUCGAUCAGACUCUCUUUCAAUUUCUUCAACCUACUUGCAACGUCAGCAAGGGAAAGCUAACUUCCAUGUAAGAUGUUUAGCCGAGGAAAGCAAGCGAGAGCAAUCGCCAGUAUCAUCAACUCCUUCUGUUCCUCCCUCUAAUCCCACACCAUCUCCUCCUCCUCCUAAGCCAAAGGUUAGCACCAAGUUUGAAGACGUGUUGGCAUUCAGUGGACCUGCACCGGAGAGAAUCAAUGGCAGGCUAGCGAUGGUCGGGUUCGUGGCGGCGUUGGGAGCAGAACUUGCGAGAGGAGACGAUGUGAUUGGGCAACUGAUGAACGGUGGGAUACCCUGGUUCUUGGGGACUACCGUGGUGUUAUCCCUCGCUUCUUUGAUUCCACUUUUUAAGGGCGUUACUGUACAGUCGAAAUCGGAAGGGAUAAUGACUUCCGAUGCCGAAUUGUUGAACGGAAGGCUUGCGAUGUUGGGACUGGUGGCGUUGGUCUUCACUGAGUAUGUCAAGGGCGGGGCACUCGUGUAAGAGAUAU